Onychomys torridus (southern grasshopper mouse) is the source of this 504-nucleotide messenger RNA. Its product is annotated as protein Mis18-alpha-like. The record is from RefSeq and is a predicted model, not a curated record. The transcript has a single exon. NCBI's taxonomy places the organism in Eukaryota, Metazoa, Chordata, Mammalia, Rodentia, Cricetidae. The coding region runs from base 1 to 504 and encodes 167 amino acids. Gene Ontology annotation, biological process: CENP-A containing chromatin assembly; chromosome segregation. Gene Ontology annotation, cellular component: nucleus; chromatin; chromosome, centromeric region.
AUGGCGAGCACGGUGGCGGUGGAGGCGGCCCGGGAGAACCCGCUCGUGUUCCUGUGCUCGCGCUGUAGCCGGCCGCUGGGCGACUGGCUCACCUGGGUGUCCAGCCAGGAGGACGUCAACUGCAUCCUCCUGCGCGGUGUGUCCUCUAAUGUGUCUGUGGAUAAAGAACCGAGACUGUCCAAGUGCAAAGGUGAAGAAGGUUGCCUUCUUGAGACUCUGUGUUGUGCAGGCUGCUCCCUCAGCCUUGGCUCUGUGUACAGAUGCACUCCCAAGAACCCAGACUACAAGAGGGACUUGUUCUGCCUCAGCGUUGAAGCCAUUGAAAGUUACACUUUAGGGUCCGCCGAAAAGCAAGCCGUGUUGGAAGACCAGGAGCUUUUCAGUCUGGAAAGCAGAGUUGAAAUAGAGAAGUCUAUAAAGCAGAUGGAAGAGGUCCUGAAGGCCUUGCAAACGAAGCUGUUGGAGGUUGAAUCAAAACUGCCCUUCGCUGGCUGCAGCAGCUGA